Messenger RNA from Penicillium taxi, 1875 nucleotides. RefSeq names its product Zn(II)2Cys6 transcription factor. The coding region runs from base 1 to 1875 and encodes 624 amino acids. Gene Ontology annotation, cellular component: nucleus. Gene Ontology annotation, biological process: regulation of DNA-templated transcription; DNA-templated transcription. Gene Ontology annotation, molecular function: DNA-binding transcription factor activity, RNA polymerase II-specific; zinc ion binding; DNA binding. The transcript is spliced from 3 exons. NCBI's taxonomy places the organism in Eukaryota, Fungi, Ascomycota, Eurotiomycetes, Eurotiales, Aspergillaceae. The record is from RefSeq and is a predicted model, not a curated record.
AUGGAUUAUACUGAGAAUCAGACCACCGCUCUGCUAGAUGCACCUCCUGAUUCCAGCACUAGCAACAAGGUUCCAACACCCAUGCGACGUCGGCCAAGAAAGCCCAUCAGCUGUCAGUCGUGUAGACAGUCAAAAUUGCGAUGCGAUCGCCAAUCUCCAUGCGCUACAUGUAAGCGACGGAACUGCGUUAGUUCGUGCAUUUAUGCAAAUGGUAAGGGAAUUCCCCCAAUAGUGCGACUUCUAAAUUCCCCAAGUAGUACCAUUCGGGGGGAAUCUGCUAUUCCGCACUCACUGCCGCAUUUACUAUCGCAACAACCGGGCAUUGGGAUAAUUUCAGAACCUCAUUUACCUUUGGAAGCCAAUCAAGAACGGCAAGAUGUCACUUACGCUCGUUGGGAUGCAAUUCUCCAGCGACCAACUGACCAAGCAGACCGCCCCGCGCUGAACCAGUAUGAUCCUUUUUCCAGGUCCGGGAAUAUCUGCUUUCCCUUCCCUCUAGGCAACAGCCUCAGUAUGGCGGAGCUACUAAGAAUACUGCCCCCAAAUCAUUGCUGCGAGUAUUUUAUAACGCAAUAUUUUAUGCAUCUGUCGCCGUUAUUCCACAUCCUGCACGGUCCAACUUUCCAAAAACAAUACCAAGCCUUUCGGGAGAACCCUUCCAAGGUAGACCUCUCUUGGUUAGCAUUACUUUUCUCAGUGUGCGCGGCAACGGUCCAGACAAUGGAAGACGAUGAUAUUGUACUAGAGGACCUUUGGCCAAAAGAGACUGCGACUCGUGAUACGGAGGCUCUCUCAUAUCAGUAUCGUGUUGCCGCCAUGCUCUGUCUCUCUAAAGACAACUUUUUGUUCCGGCAUCACCUUAAUACGCUUGAGGGACUGUUACUUCUUGGCAUAGCUCUGAAUAUAGGCAUUGCUCUCCGAUGCAACGUUCAGAUCCAAACUCGACCGGAGACGUUGAAUUUUAUUGAGAUUGAGCGCCGCCGUCGCUGCUGGGCUGGAAUCCUUCUUCUUCACACCAACCAAGCAAUAUCAUUCAAAGAUAUCGAUAUGUCUUUCCUUCUCGAUAUCAAAGCAACAAUGCCCACAGAUGUUAAUGAUAUUGACAUCACGGAAGAAGCCGUUAUGCAGCCAUCCAGCCAACCAACACAGAUGUCCGUAAUGAGGUUCAAGAUCCAACUAUUUCAACUUUCAAGCCGGAUCUGCCGCCAUCUACUGAGUCAACCAUAUAUGAACGAGGAGACUUUGGAUACCUUGGAUGCUGCAGUGGCCAGAGAGCAGUCUCAGUGGGACUCUACUUUCCUUUUAGAAGGCAAUCCAAGUAUACUGGAUACCUCAAAUUAUGCACACUGGUGCAUUUUACAGCUCUACGCACAUCAGCUCUACCUUCUUCUCCAUCGCCCUUUUUGCCACAAACAAUCAUCUAGUGGCUCCAGAUUUCGUCAAAGCUCCCAAGCCAAGUGCAUAUCCUCCGGUGCUGCUUUAUUGGAUCUUCAUCAGAAAUUUUUCGAACUUCCAAGGCUACGUCACUACCGUUGGUAUGUUUACGGCAUGACUAGCUUCUAUGCCUUACAUGGGGCUGUUGCAUUAGCAUCAUGUCUGCUUGAUAAGGACGACGAGACAUUUGACUCGACCUCGUAUCGAGCUUCUUUCGAUGCAUCUAUAGCACGAUUCGAUUUACUUCAAAGCAGGAGUGCAAUUUGUACCAAGGCCUACCCAAUCCUAAGCCACCUGCAGUCCAUGAUGUCUCCGGGACAAUUUAAAUGGUCUACUCCUGUAGAUUACCAGUUCAGAAAUAAUUUUGACGACUGGAUUGAUGCAGUGCAAUGGCUCAAUCCUGAUUCCGUGAACUGGGUAAGCAAUUUGCCAGAUGAGUGA